AUGAUAGCAAGAGGUAUAAAAAAGGUUCAUUUACAGACAUUGGUUAAAUGUAAGUUUGCAUGUUACAGUUGUCGUUAUAGCUUACAGACCGUGAAAAGUGAAUAUACGUUGCCAAAAAACUACAGAAAGAUGACCCAGGACGAGGUCGAUGACGAGUCCAGAAUCACUGUCAAUGAAGUUAUCCCGCUGAUUGCAACUAUCGAUGUGGGGACGACAUCGUCGCGGGCAAUACUGUUCAACAGACUGGGACAGGAGGUCGCGAAACACCAAAUCGAAUAUUCAACGUCGGCUUCGAAGGAGAAGUACGCCGCUUCGGGCAAACGCAGAUUUGCAUUGGAUGACGAGAAUCAACCGAUUUUCUCGGCGGAGGGAAUAGCGAUCAGCGAGAACGAGUUUUUAGAAAUUGAGGAUUUGCUGAUCAAAGAGCGCGAGCCCACGUUACGGUUCCCUAGGCCCGGUUGGGUCGAGUGCAAGCCACUGAAUAUUCUUGUCCACGUAGUGGAAUGUCUAUCCAAGACCCUGAGUUUUGUCUAUUCGGUUAAUGAAGAGCGUAUUGCCAGUGGCCUGGCUCCCUACAAGAUUCAUUGUAUGGGGCUAGCCAACAUGCGAGAAACGACUCUUGUUUGGUCAAAGAAAACGGGUUUGCCCGUUGUUGACUAUGGUAUUGUUUGGAAUGACACAAGAAAUGCUCAAAUAGUGACGGACAAGAGGAAUACUACUUCAGAGGAACAACAGGCAAGGUUGAGAGAUAAAACAGGGCUACCACUGUAUUCAACGUACUUUUCUUGCUCAAAAUUACGUUGGUUUCUAGACAACGUUUCCGAAGUUAAAAAAUGUUACGAAGAAAAUGAUUUAAUGUUUGGCACAGUCGACUCCUGGCUGAUUUAUCAUCUGACGUCAUCCAGGGCAUUUGUAUCUGACGUUACGAAUGCUUCGAGAACGGGGUUUAUGAAUUUGGACACACUGGAUUAUGAUGACGAAUUACUAAAUUACUGGGGGAUUGACCGUAAGAAAAUCAACUUGCCGAAAAUUGUAUCAUCAGCUGAAUAUUAUGGUGAUUUCCAAGUGCCAAAAUGCAUUAAGAGCUAUUUGCUUGCCAGUGAUUGGAAACUAUUAUCUGAUUUUAGUAACAGAAAUCCACCAGUACCUUUACAAGGCUGCCUUGGUGACCAAAGCGCUUCAUUGGUGGGUCAGUUAGCUUUUAAGCCAGGCUCUGCAAAAUGUACUUACGGUACCGGCUGCUUCCUAUUGUACAAUACAGGUUCAAAAAAAUUAAUUUCACAACAUGGUGCUUUGACUACGUUUGGAUACUGGUUCCCGAAUCUGGAUGGUGUCGAAGAGAGCAAACCGCAUUUUGCUCUUGAAGGUUCGGUUGCUGUAGCUGGCGCAGUGGUACAAUGGCUCAGAGAUAAUCUCAGAUUGAUACCAAAGGCGGAAGAUGUCGGUCCAUUAGCGUCUCGAGUGCCAGACUCUGGCGGUGUUGUAUUUGUACCUGCUUUCAGUGGACUUUUCGCACCGUAUUGGGAUCCAGAUGCUCGUGCCACUGUCAUGGGUAUGUCACAAUUUACAACAGCUUCACAUAUUGCCAGAGCAGCCGUAGAGGGUGUAUGCUUCCAAGCCCGUGCAAUUCUAAAGGCAAUGAGUUCGGAUGCUGCAGGAGCAAAGGACAAAGAUAAAGAUUUUUUUGAGGAGGUUGUUGAUGGGACGUAUGAAAAAUCCCUACUAUCCACACUUGCAGUCGACGGUGGCAUGUCCCGGUCAGAUGAAGUGAUGAAAAUUCAAGCUGAUAUCCUGGGACCAUGUAUUAAAGUAAGACGAUCACCUACUCACGAGUGUACAGCAUUGGGGGCAGCAAUUGCAGCAGAAAUGGCAUUCAAAGAUCCGGCGGAGAGAAUGAUGUGGAGAGAUCUCAGCGAUGUCAAAAAAUGGGUUUUCUAUAAUGGACUGGAUAAGGGGGAGCAGCCGGCAGAUUAUGUCAAACCUGAUUUGAAAAUAUUCAGGAGCACUUCUAGCGACAAAGAAAGAAGGCAAAAAUGGAAACUAUGGGAAGUUGCCGUAGAAAGAUCAAGAGGUUGGCUAGCUGCGACCAAAGAAAUUGAACAGGACGAAAGCGGUAGCAGCAGCAAGAUGACUAAUUCGCAUGAUUAG
Zygotorulaspora mrakii is the source of this 2148-nucleotide messenger RNA. RefSeq names its product glycerol kinase (gene GUT1). Lineage: Eukaryota; Fungi; Ascomycota; Saccharomycetes; Saccharomycetales; Saccharomycetaceae. Gene Ontology annotation, biological process: glycerol metabolic process; triglyceride metabolic process; glycerol-3-phosphate biosynthetic process. The record is from RefSeq and is a predicted model, not a curated record. Gene Ontology annotation, cellular component: mitochondrion. Gene Ontology annotation, molecular function: glycerol kinase activity. The transcript has a single exon. The coding region runs from base 1 to 2148 and encodes 715 amino acids.